AUGGCGGAGGCCCGGCACUGGCUCCCGGCCGCGGCGGCUGCGCUGCUGCUGGCAGUGUGGGGUGCGGCGGGCGUGGAGGUGCGCAACUGGGGAAGGGACAUCGUCACGAAUCCCGCGCAAUUCGUGACGGUCAGGAGCGCCGACGACAUCGUGGAGGUGGUGAGGGACGGCGAGUCGUACCCGGCGCCCGUGCGGGCCCUGGGGUCCCGGCACUCCAACACGAAGGUGAUCAUGGCGGACGGAGGCACUGUGGUGAACAUGAGGAAGAUGAACGCAAUCCUUGGGCACGACGAGUCCAAAUUGACUGUCACAGUGGAGGCGGGGGCGCUGUACAUAGAUGUGUCGGAGUACUUGCAGAAGCACGGCCUCAUGCAUUACGUGAACACCGAGUUCGGCAGCAUAACCUCAGGCGCGGCCGCCGUGGCGCACACCAAGGACGCGGCCUUCGUGGGCGAGCACGGGCAGAUCAGCUCGUACGUGGUGGGCGUGAAAAUCGUGACGGCUGACGGUGAGCGCUUGCACAAGUCGCGCGCGGUACAUGACGCAAUGUGA
Molecule: messenger RNA, 552 nt
Organism: Ostreobium quekettii
Lineage: Eukaryota; Viridiplantae; Chlorophyta; Ulvophyceae; Bryopsidales; Ostreobiaceae
Source: the annotation of a GenBank genome assembly